Molecule: messenger RNA, 536 nt
Organism: Cheilinus undulatus (humphead wrasse)
Lineage: Eukaryota; Metazoa; Chordata; Actinopteri; Labriformes; Labridae
Product: ubiquinol-cytochrome-c reductase complex assembly factor 2
Exons: 4
Coding region: 80-466 (128 amino acids)
Biological process (GO): mitochondrial respiratory chain complex III assembly
Cellular component (GO): mitochondrial matrix
Source: RefSeq, a predicted model, not a curated record
UCGAUGUGGCACAAGUACGGCGUGCGAUGAGGCUCAAACUUCAGACGUUCCAAUGCGAUAAUAAAUUACAUACCUAAAGAUGUCUGCCACCAGGUAUCGUCGGUUUUUGAAGCUGUGUGAAGAAUGGCCAAAGGACGAAUCAAAGAAAGGCCGGGAUUUGGGGACGUUUCUUCGACAGAGAGUGGCUGCAGCUUUCCGCGAGGGUGAAAAUACACAGAUCUCAGAUCCAGAGAAAUGUGACCAGAUGUAUGAAAGUUUGGCCCGGAUUAAUGGAAACGUAUACAGACAACGAUUUCCUCGUGUACGAGAAACAAGCUUUACUGGAGUCACUGCAGAAGAGUGUCGAGUGCUUUUGUCAGGGAGCGUGCAACAGAUGGAUGAAGAAAAGAAGGGUUUGUGGAAGACAUUAAUGGAAAGAUUCUCCAAAUCACCUGAAGACACUCCAGAAAAAGCUCCUGAAAAAUAACUUUACUCUUGAUUUCCUCUUUCUGUUUCCUUUGCAUGUAUAGAAAUAAAGUUUAUUGUUGGUAUCUUUA